Ruditapes philippinarum (Manila clam) is the source of this 1304-nucleotide messenger RNA. RefSeq names its product cobalamin trafficking protein CblD-like. Bases 143 to 667 code for a protein of 174 amino acids. Gene Ontology annotation, biological process: cobalamin metabolic process. The transcript has 5 exons. Gene Ontology annotation, cellular component: mitochondrion. NCBI's taxonomy places the organism in Eukaryota, Metazoa, Mollusca, Bivalvia, Venerida, Veneridae. The record is from RefSeq and is a predicted model, not a curated record.
GGUAGGAACCACCUUAAAACCUCAGCCUGUUCAAAACCCAGCACUUAUUGCACAACCAAUAGAUCUGGAUGCACUUUUUUCCCAACUUCCUACUGAGAUCCAUAAAGAUGUUCUUAUACAAGCAGAAAAUGAGAUUGAUUUAAUGGAGGCCACAGAACCAUCUGAGAGCUGUGAGAAACCUAUUCCAACAGCAGAAGAUCUCUUGGAAUGUGUAGCUCAUGAGUGUCCUGAGCUUUUGAGAAAAGAUUUUGCCGACUUAUUUCCAUGGAGAGACGUAAUGCAAGGUAAUUUCACAGUGAUAACAGUAAGCCAGAAAACCAAAGAAGAUAUGUCCGGCUGGUCUAUGGAGGUUGAGGCAGAGAGAGAGGAAUUGUUAGAAAGUUUUAUCCUGGGAGCUACAGAGAUCUGUGAAGCUUUACAAAAGGCUGGAUACUGGGCAGAUUUUAUCGACCCAUCCAGUGGAAAACCAUUUAUGAGUCAGCACAACACAAAUUCAGUUUUGUUUGAGACUGAUGAGCGAUAUCAUAAACUUGGUUUUGAAAUAGAGGAUUUAGGAUGCUGUAAAGUGAUACGUCAUCAUAUCUGGGGUACCCACGCCUACAUAGGAUGUUUAUUUACCAACGCUCCUACAACUGAUCCAAUUUUACAAGUGAUGAGAAAACAAUGAUUUUGUUAUGUGUUAAUUAUGUGUUUUAGAUAUAUAUAUGUUUUACUUUUUAAAGUUAAAAACAUGUAGUGCAAAACUGUUUGUAUCACUUUAGUUGAAGACAUUUAUUGCUGGAAAGUGAAUGGGAAAAUAGGGGAUGCUUGUUGUUUGAUUUACCUCUUCUGCAAAAGACUGAAGAUAACUUGGGUAUAACCUGGAUUUGACCACAGGUUUUAAACCAGGUGUAUAUUAGUAGACUCAUUCUGUAUUUGUAAUAAGUUACUGUAUAAAAUAUAGACAAAAUGGUCCAUUCCAGAAGAUUUCCAAUAACUAUGAAAUUUUAUGGUGGCAGAUUUUAUAUCUUAUAUUGAAGAAUAUCACUUCUUUCUAAAUGAACUUUAAGUAUGUUUUGAAAAUGCAGAGCACAUUUAUUAUAAACCAGUUUAAAGAAGUAAUUUGGAUGAUGUACAUUUGUAUGUUAUCAAAAAGCCAGUUUUUAUAAUGUGCAAUUUUAUCAUUCGUAUAAACUAAAGGACAAUGCUUGUUCUGGUAACUUCAUAUUGUGUGAAUUAUGAAAAAAACUGUAUCUACAGCAGAUUUUAAAUACUCUUGUUUAUAGAAGUAGGCAAUAUGUUUAAAUAAAACUUUGUUGAUAUUU